Galeopterus variegatus (Sunda flying lemur) is the source of this 2787-nucleotide messenger RNA. RefSeq names its product zinc finger protein 484 (gene ZNF484). Bases 26 to 2557 code for a protein of 843 amino acids. Gene Ontology annotation, molecular function: DNA-binding transcription repressor activity, RNA polymerase II-specific. The record is from RefSeq and is a predicted model, not a curated record. NCBI's taxonomy places the organism in Eukaryota, Metazoa, Chordata, Mammalia, Dermoptera, Cynocephalidae. The transcript is spliced from 4 exons. Gene Ontology annotation, biological process: negative regulation of transcription by RNA polymerase II.
UGCCUCUUUCCCAGAAGAACGAAAAAUGACCAAGUCCCUGGGAUCAGUGUCACUGAAGGAUGUAACUGUGGACUUCAGCAGGGAGGAGUGGCAGCGAUUAGACCUCGCUCAGAAAAGCCUGUACAGGGAUGUGAUGCUGGAAAACUAUUUCAACUUGAUCUCAGUGGGGUGUCAAGUUCCCAAGCCAGAGGUCAUCUUCAACUUGGAGCAAGGAGAACAGCCAUGUGUAUUGGAUGGUGGAACCUCCAGUCAGGGCUGUCCAGAUCGGGAUAUUGGUUUUGAAACUUCACAACAGGGAAUAUCUGAAGAAGGUUCUUUCCAGUCUGAGAGAAUUAAUAUCUUCACAAGAGAUGACCCAUAUUCCAUUUUAGAAGAAUUGUGGAAAGAUGGUGAACAGACAGGGAGAUAUGAGGAAAAGCAGAUCAAACCUUUCAGUCAUGUUGCCUUCAUCAACAGAGAAACACUAGCUAAUGAGAAGGGCUGUGAGUAUAAGGACACUGGAAAAAUAGUUCAUGUAAACACACACCUUGUUGCUUCAAGAAAAGGACUUCAUAACUAUGACUCAUUUGGGAAGAGUUUGAAGCCUAUCAUAAGCUUAUGUAAUGAUAAUAGAGACAAUGCAACAAAAAAUCUUGAUAAGAUGAUCAGAUACAGUGAUAUUUUUACUCAUGUGAAUUCUCAUACAGAAGUGGAUGCUUGUGGAUGUUAUCAGUGUAAGAAACUUGUGCAUCAUAAGCAAGCACAACAUCAAAGUGUCCAUACUGGGGAGAACCUCUAUUUAUUUUCUGACUGUGUAAAAGUUUUCACCCAGAAGUCACAUCUCUUUGCACAUCAGAGUAUUUGUACUGAAGAAAAACAGCAUGAAUGCAGCAAAUGUGAGACAGUCUUCACUCAGAAGCCCCAUGUGGCUGUGCAUCAGAAGGUUUAUAUGGGAGAGAAACCAUACAUAUGCACUGAAUAUGGGAAGUCAAACCAUCAGAAAGCUAAUAAUGAGGAGAAUUACUACCAGUGCAGUGAAUAUGGAAGAACCUUUAUCCAGAAGUCAGAUGUGUUCAGAUGCCCGAGAAUCCAUACUGGAGAAAAACCCUAUGAAUACAGUGAAGGUGGGAAAACCUUCCCUCAGAAUUCAAACCUCAACAUACAUAAAAAAAUUCAUACUGGAGGGAAACACUUUGAAUGUACUGAAUGUGGAAAAGCCUUCACGAGGAAGUCAACACUAAGCAUGCAUCAGAAAAUUCAUACAGGAGAAAAACCCUAUGUUUGCACUGAGUGUGGGAAAGCCUUUAUCCGGAAGUCACAUUUUAUUACACAUGAGCGUAUUCAUACUGGAGAGAAGCCCUAUGAGUGCAGUGACUGUGGGAAAUCCUUUAUUAAAAAGUCACAACUCCAUGUGCAUCAGCGCAUUCACACAGGAGAGAAUCCCUUUAUAUGUUCAGAAUGUGGGAAGGUCUUUACUCACAAGACAAAUCUCAUUAUACACCAGAAGAUUCAUACUGGAGAGAGACCCUACAUAUGUACUGAAUGUGGGAAGGCCUUUACUGACAGGUCAAAUCUCAUUAAACAUCAAAAAAUUCAUACUGGAGAGAAACCCUAUAAAUGCAGUGACUGUGGAAAAUCAUUCACCUGGAAGUCACGGCUCAGGAUACAUCAGAAAUGUCAUACUGGAGAGAGACAUUAUGAAUGCACUGAAUGCGGGAAAGCCUUCAUUCAGAAAUCCACACUAAGUAUGCACCAGAGAAUCCAUAGAGGAGAAAAACCCUAUGUUUGCACUGAAUGUGGGAAGGCCUUCUUCCACAAAUCACACUUUAUUACACAUGAGAGAAUUCAUACUGGAGAGAAACCAUAUGAAUGCAGUGACUGUGGGAAAUCCUUCACUAAGAAAUCACAACUCCACGUACAUCAGCAAAUUCACACAGGGGAGAAACCCUAUAGAUGUGCUGAAUGUGGAAAGGCCUUCACUGACAGAUCAAAUCUCUUUACACACCAGAAAAUUCACACUGGAGAGAAACCCUUUAAAUGUGGUGACUGUGGAAAAGCCUUCACUCGGAAGUCAGGCCUCCAUAUACAUCAGCAAUCCCAUACUGGAGAAAGACACUAUGAGUGCAGUGAUUGUGGGAAAGCCUUUGCAAGAAAAUCAACACUAAUUAUGCAUCAGAGAAUUCAUACAGGAGAGAAACCCUACAUUUGUACUGAGUGUGGGAAGUCCUUCAUCCAGAAGUCGCACUUAAAUAGACAUAGGAGAAUUCAUACAGGAGAGAAACCCUAUGAAUGCAGUGACUGUGGGAAGUCUUUCGUUAAGAAGUCCCAACUUCAUGAGCAUCAUCGAAUCCACACUGGAGAGAAACCAUAUAUAUGUGCUGAAUGUGGAAAGGCCUUCACCAUCAGAUCAAAUCUUAUUAAGCACCAGAAAAUUCACACUAAACAGAAACCCUAUAAAUGCAAUGACUUUGGAAAAUUGUUAACCUGGAAGCCCCAAUUAAGUAUAUGUCAGGAAUCUGAUAGUGGGGACAUAGUGUGCCCCAUGCCACAGUCGUGGUGUGGGGAGACCAAGAUAUGAGAGGCUGCAGCUUGACUGGGAAGUGGGAGGUAACCAAGGCUGACUUCCUUCUACCUGGACAGAAUUAUGAAUGUCUGGAUCACACAGCUGAUGUCCAGUUACACAUACGGGGAGAUGCUUUAGAGAAGAUUUCUAAGCAGUGUCUAUUGGCCAUGCUUGGUUACUGGACAGAUACUGGUAUUGUCAGGCCCCCAUAAAUAAUAGUAAAUGUGCAAAGAGGUGACUUGCAA